Messenger RNA from Metarhizium robertsii ARSEF 23, 528 nucleotides. RefSeq names its product glycoside hydrolase family 16 protein. The coding region runs from base 1 to 528 and encodes 175 amino acids. NCBI's taxonomy places the organism in Eukaryota, Fungi, Ascomycota, Sordariomycetes, Hypocreales, Clavicipitaceae. The transcript has 2 exons. The record is from RefSeq and is a predicted model, not a curated record.
AUGUCAGGCGAGGGUUAUUAUCCACACAUCAGCCGUCAAGAUUGCAGUGUCGUUGGAGAUGGUUGCGGCAUGGAGACACGGGCGGGUCAAUACUUCGGAGACGCGUUUAGCAGCAUUGACGGCGGCGUUUACGCAAUGGAGUGGGCUUCUGACGGCAUAUCGGCCUGGCUUUUCUCUGGUCACGGAAUCCCCGAAGGCACAACGUCUGGUAGCCCAAAUCCCGCAGCUUGGGGCGUGCCGCUUGCGCGUUUUGCCGGAGGGAACGGCAGCAAUAUAGACUCAUAUUUUCGUGACAACAACAUUAUGUUUGACACUACUUUCUGUGGUGACUGGACUGGUAACCCUUCCGUGUGGGAUUCCAAUGCAACGUGCUCGCCCUGGUGCCUUCGUCAAUGCCUACUGGCUUGUCAAAUCAAUUACGCUGUACAAGAGGACAGAGAAUUUUUAACCAGGACGUCAGUUUCUGAGCUCCUGGCCCGUGUCGGUACCCGAACACACAUCCACGACACCGAUUCCAAGAGCCAAUAG